Messenger RNA from Colletotrichum graminicola M1.001, 1332 nucleotides. Its product is annotated as flavin containing amine oxidoreductase. NCBI's taxonomy places the organism in Eukaryota, Fungi, Ascomycota, Sordariomycetes, Glomerellales, Glomerellaceae. The transcript is spliced from 2 exons. The record is from RefSeq and is a predicted model, not a curated record. Gene Ontology annotation, molecular function: oxidoreductase activity. The coding region runs from base 1 to 1332 and encodes 443 amino acids.
AUGUACGACUGCGUGGUAAUAGGGGCAGGCUACUCAGGGCUUGCGGCAGCCAGACUAUUGAAAGAUUCUGGAAAACACAUCUUGGUGCUAGAAGCGCUUGACCGCGUCGGUGGACGCGCGAAGACGAUACCUCACGUUGAUGGCGAAUACUGGGAUGUCGGAGCCUCUUUCCUCGGCGACCAACAGGACUUGAUGUACGGCUUGGCAACAGAAUUCAACGUGCCACUGCACACUGCAGCCACGAAUGGCAAGAUUGUCCUGACUUAUCGCGGCAAAGCGCGGGGAUACAGCGGGCUCCUUCCGCCGAUGCAGCCAUGGGAAGUGCUUGACAUGAAGCUCUGCGAGUCUGUCAACUUGGAGAAGCCAUGGUUGACGCCGGAUGCGGAAAAGCUUGAUCGCAUAACUGUGCAUGGGUGGUUGAAGAAGGGGGCAUGGACGCAAGCUACAAUCGACAUGGGAAACCUGGCGUUUGAAACGACUAUCGGGCAGAACACAUCUUGCAUAUCAAUGCUUCACGCCAUGUUCUUCUUUAAAGGCGUAGUCAACUUCACGUCGGCGCUCAGUUCGGAGAAUGGAGCACAGAAGCAUUUCAUUCUAGGAGGUGGCCAGGCUAUUGCCAGCAAACCGAUGGAUUACCUCGGAGAUGAGAUAGUUCAUCUAGAGGAACCUGUCCGUAAAAUCUCUUACUCCGAAAGCGUUGCAAGUAUCCGAACAGACAAAACGACCUAUCGAACACGGCGAAUAAUUUCUGCCAUUCCGCCUGGGAACAUACUCAAAAUCGAGUUCGAGCCACGGUUGCCGAUAGAAAAAGAGUCGCUGCUUCAAAACAUGCCGAUGGGAUCCCUUACAAAAUUCUACGCCACGUACAAAAAGCCCUUCUGGAGGGAAAGAGAUCUGACCGGAGAGAGCACGAACCCUGAUGGUUUCAUCGGCGUAACAUUCGACGCUUCGCAGCCGUCUGGAUUCCCCGCCAAGCUCAUGGGGUUCGUUGGGAGCACAAAGUCCCGCGAAUUCAUGAGCUUCAGCAAAGAUAAGAGGCGGCAUGUCGCCCUCGGCGGAUUUGCCGCUGCGUUCGGCCAGGAGGCCCUUGACCCCGAAGAUUUCUUCUGUCACAACAUGAUGGAGGAGAACUGGUCGUCCGGGUGUCCGACGGCGACACCAUCGCCUGGGAUGUGGAGUUUGUUUGGUCAGUGGAUGAGGAAGCCGGUAGAGGUGAUCCAUUGGGCUGGUACAGAGACUUCAACGAAGCACUAUGGAUAUAUGGAGGGGGCUGUGUUUGCGGGCCAGAGGUCUGCCAGAGAGAUUUUGGAGGAGUUGAAGUGGAAGAUUUGA